AUGCUACGGGAUAAUGAGUAUAAUGUGGUGAGUUAAUAUUUAUUUUAUUUUCACAUGUCUGAUGCUCCAAGUGCGAUGCUCGGAUUUUAUUCAAAUUUUGCACAUGUGUCUGGCAAGGGCUAUGUUUCAAUUCCUGAAAAUUUUAGCUCGCGCUUCGCAGGGGCAGACGAGAUUUUGAACGAUAUUUGGAGCCGAGAGAGUAUACGAAACGCGGAGAGCGGUCGGAGAUUUUUUUGGCUUGUUUUUGCCUGCAGUGAGGGACCGGAUCCAAUGGCAAAAAACGUCUCAUUUUGCAUCCCGGAAGGGACCAGAAUGUCUCCAAACCCUUCCCUUCUCUAAGCUAAAAAACUCCGCUUUGAAAAGCGCGCCCUUUCCUUCAAGGGGAUGCAAAAUGAGACGUUUUUUGCCUUUGGAUCCGGUCCCUUACUGCAGCCAAAAACAAGCCAAAAAAUUCUUCUCUGACCGCUCUCCGCGUUUCGUAUACUCUCUCGGCUCCAAGUAUCGUUAAAAAUAUCGCCUGUAUCUGCAAAGCGCGAGCAAAAAUUAAAUUUUCAGGAAUUGAAACAUAACCUUGUGCUGAAAAAAUUGAUUUUCUGUGGAAACAUUGCUCUCUACUAUAGAAGUAGGCGGAAAAUUUUUCAUGCCAAAAUUCGGACAAAAAAUACAAAAUUUUCGCCAACUUUCAGCCUAAAAAUCUCAGUCGUUUCCGCAAAGCGCGAGCUAGGAAGCUGGCAUGUGUCCUAGAGAAAUAUUGUAUAAAUCCCUGCCAAGUUUCAUCAAAAUCUGAGCUUCGUACUGGAAGCACUUCCUCUGUUCAAAGUAUUGUUGUCAUUUGUCCGGGAAAACACAGAGUUAUAAAUCUUUCAGACGAUCCUAAUUGUCGACAUCGAUCCAAACGUCAAAUAUCAGCGGUUGGCGAAUACUACGGUAGGAAGGACGAGUUGAUUACUGGGUUGAUUAGGAUGAACUUUUAAGAUUCAAAAUUCUUGUGGUUCAAGGUCCAGUUAGAUGUAAAGGUUUUGAUGAUUUCUACAAAUUGCGGGCUAAAAAUCUCAAGCCAAUGCGAAUUUAUGGCCUGGAAUUGCUAGAAAUGCGAUAUUUUUCGCUGUCGGAAAAAUAGUGAGCACAAUGUCGCUGAGCCGGUCGCGUCGCUGAAAUGAAAAACAAUUUGAUUUUGCCGCGACACAAUUCAUUUUCUCGGCGGCGAUGCGGCAAAGUGCACAUUAUUUUCCCGACGGAUUGAAACAAAAGGACCACAUUUUAGCACAUCCACAUUGACCUGGACAUGGAAAAGGACCGUCUUCUGAAGUCACUGUGGCAGAAUCCGGGUCCCUACGAAGACGCCAGUCCACUGAAUCAUAGGAUUUUUCUGAAAUUUCUCAAAAUUUCUUCGGUGCUUGUUGAUGCUUGUAAAGGUAGAAUACACUCACUUUUUUGACAUUCCCAUGUUUAGAUAUUUUCGCGGACACAAGUUUAAUUCAACGUCUGCACAAUGACGCGUAUGAUGUGGGAUUUGUCGAGCAAUACGAUGCCUGUGGCCUGGGGUUAUUGCAGCGGAUCGAGGUGGAAACUGUGAUUUGGCUGAGCGCCACAGCGAUCUAUCGACUGCAGCCGGAACAGAUCGGUGUGAAUUUUCCGUUAAGCUAUGUGCCGGGUAGGCGUUGUGCAACAGAUUGAUGUUUAUUGAAGUUUAGAGCUGUUCUCCUCGUUUUCGGAUCGUAUGCGUUUUUUCCAACGGGUCGUGAAUACGUUGGUGGCUACGGUAAGUUUUGGCUCCCAAAUUGGCUACAUACAAGAAGUCUAUGCGGAGCAUACAGUGGGGGGGACCUUUUGCAGUGGCAAAAAACGUGCAAUUUUGCAUCCGGGAGGUAUCAAAAAUGUGGCAAAAUGCUUUCCUCUCCAAGUGAAAAAACUCCGAUUUUAAAAUCACGCCAGCUCUUUUUGUGAGGGAAAGGACCCUUUAAAACGAAGAUUUUUCACUUGGAGAGGGAAGCAUUUUGCCACGUUUUUGAUGCUUCCCGGACGCAAAAUGGUACGUUUUUUGCCACUGGAUCAGGUCCGUCACUGUAGAGGUUCGGACGGAUGAUGCAAACAUGAUGCCAUAAUAUAAUAUGUUUCCCUUUGCAUCCCUUCUCGGACCGAAAGUAGUGUCCUUUUUUGGCGAAGCGAAACCUUUGCAGUGGCGGACCUGAUCCAGUGCAAAAAAUGUAUCAUUCUGCAUCCAGGAAGUAUCAAAAGUGAAGCAAUAUACCUAGCUCUUCAAGUGAAAAAAACCCCAACUUCAAAAGCGCGCCUGCUCUUUUUGUGACGAAAUGGGCGCGGCUUUCAAAGUGACGGAAUUUUCAGUUGGAGUGGGAGGUAUUUUGCUGCGUUUUUGAUACUUCCCGGAAGCAAAAUGGUACGUUUUUUCUACUGAAUCAAGUUCGCCUCUGUAGAAAUGCCACUUUAGGAGGAAUGGAAACAUUUUCUGUUGUGUUAAUUCUUAUGCUCCGCUGGGACCCCUCUGGGUCUCAAUGGCUUAGAAAAAUCCCUUUUUUGCGGAGACAAGUGCAUCCAGGAUGCAUUUGGAUGCUUCUUUGGUCGUAAGCACCAUCGUUUCCAAGUUCUUGGCCUUCCAUCCACUAUUUAUUUUCUCCUUGUUAGGUAACCGAAUUCACCCACAAAUUCUACUCCAUUGACUUCGAAAACCAACUAAUCCGCUCCCAAAGCAACGAGAAUCAGCUGCGUCUCAGCUUGAUGACAUACGCGACGAACGUGGAGAUGGUGCUAGCAAAUAUCUCGCCGAUUUUCGACUUUCCCGCGCCCGAAUCAACCUUAAUUCAACAUAUCGCUGGCAUCACCGUUGAUGGCAAUCCAAUGCCGUUGGAGGAAGAUUGGGAGAUUUUGGCGGACCAAUCUGUUCACGGCUUCGUUUUGAUCACGUUCGGAUCCAUCGCCAAAACCUCCGAGAUGCCGCGAAACAUCUGGGAGUCGUUGAAAGUGGCGAUGAGGGCGUUUAAACAGGUGGUUUUUAUCGUAAAAUACGAAAAUACCGGUAAUCGAACGGCCUUUGAAAGGAGGGACAACAUGGUUUUUACUAAUUGGAUACCUCAAAUGGCCUUGAUGAGUAGGUUUGACAUCGAUUUAGAGGAACACAAGUUUCAGAGCACCGAAAUUACCGCGGAGUCAUCACACAUGGAGGAUGGAGUACGGUGCUGGAAUCCAUUUCGAAUGGACGACCCAUGAUUUUGAUGCCUUUGUUUGCAGGUGAAUUAGAAUUUCAUUACAAAGACAUAGUCUUUGUAAGAUAUGAUAUAACAUACAAUGAUAUGAUAUAAUACAUCCUUGCCUCAAAAGUUACUGCGGUCGUUCCAGAAAGUGCGUAGACUUUUUGUCAUGGGCCGCACCCUGCACAAAACCCCUUUUUGCGGCGUGAAUUUGACCUUCGGCACCGUGCGAGUGCAGUAUCGCUGCACGCUUUUCUCAACGGACCCGGAAUUUUGGAAAGGCGAAAAGAAAUUGCACAGUGAAAAAUGUUUCGAAAACGGUCGCGUCGCAUGCACUGCGUGGUGUGAAAGAAGACCGAAAAAAGUCUACGCAUUUUCUGAAACGACUAGUAGCCCUUCCGGAAAGUCGCCGAACUGAAAUCAGCAACACGCGGUGCGCGAAAACAAAAGUCUUCAUUGCACUGUGCAAUUUCUUGCUUUUCGCACCGUGCAAUAGGGCUUUUUUCAGCUGUUGCUCGCACCCUGACUUUUUUCGAACAUUUCAAACAUCAAGAGUCAGUAUGGCGAUUUUUCGAAAGGACUAAAGUGGGGGUCUGAUCCACUGACAAAAAAGUACUAUUUUGCAUCAGCGAAGAAUCAAAAAUGUGGCAAAGUGCUUCCCUCUUCAAGCAAAAACACUCCGAUUUCAAAAGCGCGCCCGCUCAUUUUGGAAAGGGCGCUCCCUUCAAAGAGAGUUUUUUUCACUUGGAGAGGGAAGCAUUUUGCCACAUUUUUGAUGCUUCCCGGGUGAAAAUGGAGAUUUUUUUGCCACUUGACCAGCUCGCCCACUGUAUGUAGACGGCCUAACCCAAAGCGUGUUUUUAGACCACUUCAAGAACGCUCGUGUGAUCACUGAAAAAGGCCUUGGGGUGUACGUUGAUAAAAUGUCCGUUCGCGCCGAUACUUUUGUUCAUGCCUUGUCCAGCAUCUUAGACGACGACCGGUAAGCUGCAUUUACAUCAUUUUUUAUAUUCAUCGGCAUUUUGUUCUCUCCGAGACUUCACAUUUAUUGUUUUCAUCAACAGUUUCGUAUUUCCCCUUCCUUCAGGUAUCUAAAUCAAAGUCAAAAGUAUUCCGCUCUCCUGCAGGACACCGUGAUCCCAACCCACCAAUUCUUUGUGUCCACGGUGAACCGCGCCGUCCGCCGGAGCCGCCGAUCUCAUUGGAAGAAGGCGCUGCGGCCCAAACAUUUGGAUCUCAACCUGUUUCAGCGCCUCCAUUUAGACCUUCUGCUAGUUGUGUGCUCACUUUUCUUCCUCUUGCAUAAAUUAACCAAAUGAUUUUUGACCCACAUCCCCAACAUUUCUUGUAGUUUCGGCCCAACGCGGGCCCAUUUGACUUCUGAUUCAGCCGGCGAAUUAGUCAGCGUCGCCGAGGGUCUCAAAACCGACGCGAAUUUUGAAAUACUUGCUGCUGCAUGGAAGUGAAAUGAAACUUCUUGUAGCUCUAACCACUGUUUGUAGUGUUGCCUUGCGCUGCGAUGGCCUCACGGACUCGGAGCGACAAUACGUCGUGGAUCUGCAUAAUCAGUUCCGAAGCCAGAUGGCGCUCGGACAGGCCGCCGGCUACGGUGGAUUCCUGUUUCCGCAGGCUUCAGACAUGCAAAAGUUUGUAAGCGAGUUUGUGUUUCUGCUUCGUAUUAUCGGUCUGUCGGGAAAAUAAUGAGUAUGAUGUCGCUGCGCCUAAUCGUGUCGCUCAAGUGAAAGCAAUUUGAUUUUGCCGCGACACAAUUUAUUUUCUCAUCGGCGAUGCGAUUUUCGAUGCGACAGAGUGCUCAUUAUUUUCCCGACACGCUGACACAGUUCUAGAAAAUAGGAUAGUAUCGGUUUGUCGGGAACACCAUGAGCGAAUGUCGCUCGCCAGUCGUGUCAAGUGAAAUGCAGUUUGAUCUUGCCGCAGCACAAUUAAUUUUCUCGUCGGCGAUACGAUUUUCGAUGCGACAGAGCACCCAUUAUUUUCCAGACAGGAUGAUAUAGUCCUAAAAUAUCGGAUAGUAUCGGUUUGUCGGGAAAAUAAUGAGCGAAAUGUCGCUGACCAAUCGUAUCGCUCAAGUGAAAAGCAAUUUGAUUUUCCCGCGACACAAUUCAUCUUCUCGCCGGCGAUGCGAUUUUCGCUGCGGCAGACUGCUCAUUAUUUUCCCGACAGACUGAUAAUCGACAUUGCUUUUGCUCUUCAGCAGUACGAUCUGACCCUCGAAGCGGAGGCGCAGUCAUGGGCGGCCAAUUGCAUUUAUCAGCAUCCCACGGUCUUGGAUUAUGGCCAAAACCUGGCACAGUCCUUCGCUACCGAUGACAGUAAGGUUUUGAGUGGGCUUCUAUAUACAAAAUCAGAAAGGUUUAUUUGUUUUAAAGACCCGAGGCAUUUGUGCGCCGCAAUUGGGGUACUUGGCUUUUGAGAAGGGCAACUCGGAGACCGUAAGGCUUUAGUCACAGCGCAAUCAUUGCAGUGACCGCCCUAAACGACUCCAUGUACGCCUGGUGGACGGAGAUCUCGAUCUAUCCGUAUGGCCCACAAGUCCUCGUGUUCAGCCAUGAAACCGGCCAUUUUACGCAGGUAAACGUCUUACUCUUUUAUUGUUUGAAUCGCAUGUCAUCGGUUUGCGAGAACUAACCGGAAAUCUUGUGCAACUGACCCCCUCUUCGACCUGGCAAAAUACUUCGCUACCGUUAUUUUCUCGACAGGCUGAUAGCCGAUACUUUUCCGGCUUGUCAACUUUUCCCUACGUUUUUCAGAUGGCUUGGGCAAACUCGAACCGAGUGGGCUGUGCCGUUCAGUUCUGCACGAACGGCCCUCAAAAUGGCUGGAACUUCGACAACUACGCGUUGACGAUUUGCGACUACAGCCCUCCGGGAAACGUGCUCACCGAGCCUUUGUAUCUGAUCGGGCCGGCAUGCUCCAAUUGCCCGUCCUUGGCCGACCAAUGCUCGAAUGGAUUGUGUGUUACGUAG
Messenger RNA from Bursaphelenchus xylophilus (pine wood nematode), 6193 nucleotides. Lineage: Eukaryota; Metazoa; Nematoda; Chromadorea; Rhabditida; Aphelenchoididae. The record is from the annotation of a GenBank genome assembly.